Molecule: messenger RNA, 986 nt
Organism: Trichobilharzia szidati
Lineage: Eukaryota; Metazoa; Platyhelminthes; Trematoda; Strigeidida; Schistosomatidae
Source: the annotation of a GenBank genome assembly
AGGAUCAAUCAGAAAAUAUAUCGAACAUCAAAAUGUGAUAUAAAAGAAGAGGGGAGUACAAAAGUAAAGACAAUAGUGAAAAUCAAUAAUAAAAUGCAAAUGUAUACAUGUAAACGUAUAAAAAGAAGCAAAAAGCAGGUACACAGCCAUUGUUUACGAAAAUGAACAGCCAAUCACACCCCUAUUGAGUACUGUUACAUAUAUGUAUAUGAAUACAGCUCAACUGUUGGUGUUCUGUUUUUACAUAUUAAUUGGAUAAACUUGUUAGUAAAACAAAAAAUUGUUGUAUAUUAUAUUCAUAUAAGCUGCUUAUAGUAAUGUGAAUAAAAAUGUUAGAUGAAAAUGUCCGACUUAUCCACAGUCUUAUAGCACACCAGAGAAUGGGUGCAACAAAAGAAGCAGCAGAAUUAGAACGUGUUUUGCACCGUAAUCUUAUCUAUCUGGCAACAAUAGCUGAUCGUACAACAGUCCAACCUGCGGGCACUCCUCACCCACCUCCUACUGGGUUACCUCAGCCCAAUCAUCAAAUUCAAGGCUCCGCUCCCAAUUACGCCACACAGCAUGUGGUCAAUGCAACACCGGAAAUUUCUCAGCAAUCUGUAGCACAACCGCAUCAGAUUACAGUUAACUCUUCAAUGCACCAUCCCGUACCUGUGGUAGUUGGAUCUACUACAAUAUCUACUGUUGGAAAUCCUAUCAUGUAUCAACAGUACUUAGUUUCAUCGCAUAUUUCAAAUAGUCCACAAGUCAAUAAUUCACAAGUGCAUAUACCAGUGAUAUCUGGCCAACUUCAGCAUCAUGAACGGAUGCUUCAACCGCUCAAUGGAAAAGUUGUGCAUAGUGAACAUAUUAGUAAUGCUUAGACUGUUUUUAUCAAAUUAACACUGUUAUGAUUGUGUAUAUUCCUUUUAAAAAAAUAUCAGACAGUAUUUUAUUUUAUAAAAUAAUGUCCGUAUGGUUUAACCUUUAUUAUAUAUUGCGAUCAG